CACACACACACACACACACAGCCUCAGUUCAGUGUGGAAGAGGCAGGUAGUCUCUCCUCCUCUGUGUCUGGUCUGGUCUGGUCUUGUGGAUGUUCAGCGGAUGUUCCUGCACAGUCUUCUUCUUCUUCUUCUCCUUGUUCACACCGCGGUGAGGCUGGACGGAUAAACCCACCAUGGCGCAGGAACCGGAGGGAGACAACCGGCUCCUGCAGGACGUGCUGGUGAGACCCGGGAACGAGUCGUGCGCUGACUGCGGCAAUCCAGAGCCAGACUGGGCAUCGCUGACUUUGGGCGUGUUUGUUUGCCAGGCCUGCUCGCUCCUUCACCGGAGCAUCCCCCACAUCACCCGAGUAAAGUCUGUCCAGGACACGUGGGAUGCUGGCGAGGUGGAGUUAAUGGCUGCUAUGGGAAACAAUGCAGCCAAGGCCAAAUAUGAGCAGAAGGUUCCUGCUUUCUACUACAGACCAACACACAGUGAUUGCAAGCUGUUGAGAGAGCAGUGGAUCAGAGCCAAGUAUGAAAGGAACGAGUUUGAGUUCAUCGAGAAACAGGAGCCUUAUUCUGCAGGGUACCGAGAGGGGUUUCUAUGGAAACGAGGGCGAGACAACGGUCAGUUCCUCAGCCGAAAGUUCAUCCUGUCGGAAAGGGAGGGAGCGCUGAAGUACUUCAACAAGCAGGACGCCAGAGAUCCCAAGGCGCUGAUGAAAAUCGAGACCCUGAAUGCAACCUUCCAGCCGGCCAAGAUCGGAAACCCGUGCGGCCUGCAGAUCACCUACCUGAAAGACAACAGCACAAGGAACAUCUUCGUCUACCACAGUGACGCUAAGGAGAUGGUCGACUGGUUCAACGCGAUCAGAGCAGCCAGGUUCCACUACCUGCAGGUGGCUUUUCCGGGAGCAAGUGACGAGGAGCUGGUGCCCAAACUGACCAGAAACUUUAUGAAGGAAGGAUUUAUGGAGAAAACAGGCCCCAAGCACACAGAAGGUUUUAAAAAGAGGUGGUUCACCAUGGACGACAGGAGACUCAUGUAUUUUAAAGACCCACUGGACGCUUACGCCCGCGGUGAGGUCUUCAUCGGCAGUAAGGAGAACAGCUACACCGUCCUGUCCGGCUUGCCCCCGUCCACCCAGGGCUACCACUGGAACCACGGCAUCACCAUCGUCACACCGGACAGGAAGUUUCUGUUCGCCUGCGAGACGGAGGCCGAGCAACGGGAAUGGAUAUCGGCUUUUCAGCGCGUCAUCAAUCGACCAAUGAGACCACAGGAAUAUGCUGUGGAGGCUCAUUUCAAACACAAGCCCUGAACGCCCGCAGGAACUCGCAGGGAAAUCCCACACAGUCCAGUCUCCAGUCCGAUCAGAGCCGCAGACCACGGCGGGACGAGGUGGGGGUGGGGGGGGGGGGUCGAUGGACGCAUGGACACUUUGAGAAGAUGAGGACAAACAAGAAGACGAGACAGAGAGACUCCAGUCGUAUCUAUAUGCUGGAAACACUGAAGGGACUCUGUGACUGAAACACGCGUGUUCUGAGGCUAAAGAAUAGGUGAUGUCAUCCCUAUUGCACCUACCGGCCUUGUGCUAUACAUUAUCUCGCCGACCCCCCCCCCCCCUCUCUCCUGGCCCCUGUGUGGCCCCUCCCCCCCUCCCUGGAUUCCCGUUUUGUGAAUGGUGCAUUCUCCCUGUAAUCUAAUGUAAUUAUGUAAUCUAGAGUCAUUUCACUGGUUGUUCCACAGAGACGACGCAUUGUUAAUUUAUUGAAUGUACAGUUUUGAUGACAGUGGCUUUUCAUGUGGGAUUGUGAACUGUGUGUGUGUGUGUGUGUGUGUGUCCUGAGGACGCUGUGAGGUCGCUGACGCCCUGUUCAAAACCUGAAUCUACAAAGUGCAGUUAACAACAAAUAUGCAUAAAAAAAAACAAACAACACACACACCACGCAAACUCUCAGUGAUCGCCGUCGCUGUGCUGUCCAUGUAGCCAGACGACAGGGUUCCUUUGACAAAACCUCGGCGUGAUAGCUCUCCUCUCUUUUAUUUAUUGGUACUGUUGAAACAUGCCGAGUCACGUGGACGUCGUCGCCACCGCUGCUUUAAAGGAUUGUAACGUGAGUUAGGAUUGUGUUAUUUAUAUACGACACGUGUCGACCGACCUGUUGGGUGAUUUGAUUUUCUUUUUUUUGCAUCUUGUUUUGAGGACACGUCGUUGUCGUGUCGAUCCAGUGAGUCACAGUGAUAGUUGGAUUCAUUUAAAAAAAAAAAAAAAAUCAAUACAGACGAGUCUGAAAUCGA
Messenger RNA from Solea solea (common sole), 2284 nucleotides. RefSeq names its product arf-GAP with dual PH domain-containing protein 1-like. The transcript is spliced from 11 exons. The record is from RefSeq and is a predicted model, not a curated record. Gene Ontology annotation, molecular function: phosphatidylinositol bisphosphate binding; GTPase activator activity. Gene Ontology annotation, cellular component: intracellular membrane-bounded organelle; plasma membrane. The coding region runs from base 174 to 1304 and encodes 376 amino acids. Gene Ontology annotation, biological process: positive regulation of GTPase activity. NCBI's taxonomy places the organism in Eukaryota, Metazoa, Chordata, Actinopteri, Pleuronectiformes, Soleidae.